Protopolystoma xenopodis is the source of this 414-nucleotide messenger RNA. Lineage: Eukaryota; Metazoa; Platyhelminthes; Monogenea; Polystomatidea; Polystomatidae. The record is from the annotation of a GenBank genome assembly.
AUGAUUACUUGUAAAUUCCUCGGUCAGUCUCUUACACCUGGAGAGGUAGAUCAGUCUCAUGAAGUUCAAUCUAGACUGCGCAGUUCGCGAAUAAUUGCCUCAUCCGCUUCUGGGGCCUGCAGUCUAAAGCUUCGACCAAGAAUUGGAGUCUCCGCAUCUGCAAACGUAGUUGCCGGGGUUGGAAUUUCUGGAAGGGCCGAUUGUAGCACGGCCAGCGAACCCGGCAGUGGUUCAUCUACUGGCUGCUGGCGCCGUCCUGCUGGCAGUGCGGAGCAGCCACGCGAAGUAAUGCUGCUGCAACUCGCAAGCUUAUUUUUUACACAUUGCCAUUCAAGGCUGAUGGAGUUCGGUGAAAGACAGCGUGCGAAUGAGCUAUUAGAUGCCAAAUCUCACACAAUAGUAACGGGAGAUUGA